Hemicordylus capensis (graceful crag lizard) is the source of this 2715-nucleotide messenger RNA. Its product is annotated as zinc finger and SCAN domain-containing protein 23-like. Gene Ontology annotation, biological process: regulation of transcription by RNA polymerase II. The record is from RefSeq and is a predicted model, not a curated record. The coding region runs from base 663 to 2387 and encodes 574 amino acids. The transcript is spliced from 4 exons. Gene Ontology annotation, molecular function: DNA-binding transcription factor activity, RNA polymerase II-specific; RNA polymerase II cis-regulatory region sequence-specific DNA binding. Lineage: Eukaryota; Metazoa; Chordata; Lepidosauria; Squamata; Cordylidae.
GCAGGCUUGCAAUUGCAGCGAAGCCCGAUUAAAAGAGUUUUCCUUCCCAAACCUGCUUUCCCGCCGCGAACUACAACUCCCAGGAGCCCUUGCAAGCCCGAGAAGUUGCGACUAUCACGAAGCUCUUGUUGGCGUUAUAAUGCAAAGGAAGAAACGCUUUUUAGGGGAAGGAUCGCCAGUGCAGAGACGGCCAACCUAGAGACGAGGGAAUCAGGAGACACCAAGACGAAAUUCGCCUGAUGGGCAGUUUUGAUCUUGCCUUCAGCAAAGGGUGGAACUGCAGAGCCCGAUUCCUAGGAAGAAGAAGGCUAAAAAAACUGGCAAGCCCCUUCCUGCGGUGUUCCCUCCCCCGGAAAUGGGCUCUUUUGAAUGUACUUUUUCCCCGGGAGUGGCAGCUGUUGUUUUGGGGCUGGAUCCUGGUCGUUCAUACCCCUCGGAGGAGGAUCUGAGUGGAAGGCCCUCCAGCCAGAUUUGAACACUUUCUCCUCCUCCUCCUUUCAGUGUUUGUCACCCUGAAACGUCCAAUAUUGUAAUUAUUGUAAGGUGAGAAUCCAGCUGGGGAGGAAUCCAGAUGCUGUACCAUUAAAGCCCUGCUGUUCACUGUACACAUCCAGAAGAGUCUUAUCUCUGAGCUUCUUUUGGUAGAGAGUGAAAGAGAGGAUAUGGACGCAGGGCAGGGGAAGCAGCCGGACUUCCCAUUCCAGGCUGUGCAGAAGCACUGGAUGUCCCCGGGAGUGAAAAUGGAGGAACAAGACCCAGGAGGCUCUGCACCAAAGGAGGAAUCGGAGGGAACAGGAAAAGCUGUCCACCAAGCUGGAAGGCUCCAGGAAUUCCUGCAGAGGAUUCCCGGAGAACAAGUUAAACAGGAACCAAAGGAGGGUCUUCUUCAGCGCUGGGAUGCCCAAUGGCAGGAGUUUCUGAAGACAGUGGAGUCCCCUUGCUCUGGACUGGCAAUCCCCCAGCUGACAGAAGAGCCCGCUCCAUGGGAUGAUACUAAGGCCUUUCUGGCCUCCUUUGAGCAAGUGGCCGAAGCCUGUCAAUGGCCCAGGGGAGAGUGGGUGACCCAGCUCCUGCCAGCUCUGAGUGGAGAAGCCAAGAAGACCUUUGACAGGCUGGAGAUCGGAGACAGAGAGGAUUAUGGGAAGGUGAAAGCAGCCAUCUUACGACAGGAUGCUCUGGCCCGGGAAAGGUGGGGUCACCACUUCAGGCAUUUCUGCUACCAGGAGGCUGAGGGUCCGAGAGGGGCUUACAGCCAACUGCAGAAACUUUGCCAUGGGUGGCUAAGGGUAAAGAAGCAGACAAAGGAGCAGAUUUUGGAGCUGCUGAUCUUGGAGCACUUCCUGGCCGUCCUUCCACCGGAGAUCCAGAGCUGGGUGCGGGAUUGUGGCCCAGAGACCUGUUCCCAGGCGGUGGCCCUGGCUGAGGGUUUCCUGCAGAUGCAGCUAGAAGCCAAGAGACAGGAAAAACAGAAGCCAGCAUCACUUCAGGAGGCAGCCCCGGGUUUCUCCCGAUCUUCACAGGCUCUGCCUGACCCUGUCCACAGGCGGCAGUACAGGGAGACCACGCAAGAGGGUGACCACGGAGAUGUGAAUUCACAAGAUUCCAUGCAAGUAGACGAGUGUGAAGAAAGAAACCGUCGGCUAGGAAGACCUGAGCAAGCAGAACCAUCCCAAAGAAGAGUGCUGAAGAAUGUUUCCAGGACCCCGAAAGAGGGUGACUCCUCUGAGGAUCGGAGUGAACCAAAGAGGCAGCUAGGGGGGAGCCACCCACGGAUGGGAGUGGGGGAUCCUGUUUCUUGUGGGGUAAGUGAGAAACCCCUCCAUGAAGGCCUGCUGCAGCAAACGGCACUCAGUGGGUCUGAGGAAGGCUUUGAACAGGAGUCUGGCUUUAUCAAAUGUGAAGAGGUUGUAAUCCAAGAGCUGACUUAUCAAUGUGAGGAUGGUGAAAGCCUCAGCUGCAAGGAUCCUCUGAUGAGACAUCCGCAAGUCCACCCUGGGGGGAAGUCCAACCAGUGUGCCUACUGCGGGAAAACCUUCAGCCGCAGGCCGAACCUUGUGACGCACGAGAGGACCCACACUGGGGAGAAGCCGUACGGGUGCUCAUACUGUGGGAAAACCUUCAUCCAGAGCUCCCACUUGAUCGUGCAUGAGAGGACGCACACUGGAGAGAAGCCCUACAAGUGUUGCACCUGUGGGAAGAGCUUCAGCAGCACUUCCAACCUCCACACGCACAGGAGGACCCACACAGGGGAGAAGCCGUACAAAUGUCCAGUGUGUGGGAAGGGCUUCGUUAAUAAGUCCCACUUGAUUACUCACCAGAGGCAGCACAAUGUGGAGAAGCUGCAGAUGGAACAGCCGGAUCUGGGGAAAAAGUUUUGUCUAAACUAACUGAAAAAGGAUCCACAUUGGAGAAAAGCUAUAUUGGAGUGUGUGCCUUGUUUCAUAUGGGAGUCAGUCCGUUACAGUCUAGUUCAGUUCCAAUUGGGGUUCAGCGGCGCUUGAAGCCAUACCAGGCCCAUAACAUUUCUGCGACUGGUCGGGUACACUUGAAACCAGAACGGAACUGGUUGGGUUCAUGCAGAAAAACGUACAUGUCCACAUUAGCUUGGUGAUGAGCAUGUGUGAUAAGCAGGGCUGUCAUCCAAUUAAUGAAGUCUUGGUUUUAAUUGUUAAGUAAUGUAUAUAUUUGCAUAUGAGUAAAAGCAACAGUUCUGGA